GAGGCAGAGCUGGAGUAACGGGACUGUAGGACGCAGGGGACCCCGAGUCGAGUCUCCGGUCGGGAGGGACUCGUUGACUCCCAGCGCCGAGUUGUCCGGAGAUCGGAACUCGAGACCGAGAUCGCCAAGCCCCCCGAGUGGAGCUGGGCGGUACCUAGGGACCAUGCCGUACAUGCUCAUUAGUACCCAGAUCCGCAUGGAGGUGGGUCCCACAAUGGUGGGAGAUGAGUUCUCUGACGAGGAGCUGAUGCAGUACUUGGGGGCCACAAAGAGGAAUAUGCUGGGAAACCAUUUUUGGGAGUACUGUGUCAACGACCCGCCCCGAAUCGUUCUGAACAAACUGGAGGCCCGGGGCUAUCGCGUGGUGAGCAUGACAGGCGUGGGCCAGACCCUCGUGUGGUGCCUGCACAAGGAGUAGCUGCGGCCCAGCCGGCCAUCCCCCUGCCUCGUCGGGGCUCCCUGGCCCAAGCUGCUGCCCACAGGGACAGAGGCCACCCUGCCUGCUUGGGCCCCACCAUGCCAGUAGGGGAGCCUUCCUAGAGGGAGAAGGAAUGUCCCAGGGCGAGGGGGGGCAGGGAGGGCACGCAUCUAAUCCUAGAUUUCCCCAACCAUGAAAUGGAGCGGGCUGGUGGGGUCCCAGGGUCAAACUGUAAGCUAGCCUGAGCCAAUAAAGAACUGUGCUGAGCGGCUGCUCCUCA
Messenger RNA from Gracilinanus agilis (Agile Gracile Mouse Opossum), 698 nucleotides. RefSeq names its product GTP cyclohydrolase I feedback regulator (gene GCHFR). Gene Ontology annotation, cellular component: nucleus; cytoplasm. Gene Ontology annotation, biological process: negative regulation of biosynthetic process. Gene Ontology annotation, molecular function: GTP cyclohydrolase binding. Bases 164 to 418 code for a protein of 84 amino acids. Lineage: Eukaryota; Metazoa; Chordata; Mammalia; Didelphimorphia; Didelphidae. The record is from RefSeq and is a predicted model, not a curated record. The transcript has 3 exons.